Myxocyprinus asiaticus (Chinese sucker) is the source of this 7584-nucleotide messenger RNA. RefSeq names its product centrosomal protein of 170 kDa protein B-like. NCBI's taxonomy places the organism in Eukaryota, Metazoa, Chordata, Actinopteri, Cypriniformes, Catostomidae. The transcript is spliced from 20 exons. The record is from RefSeq and is a predicted model, not a curated record. Gene Ontology annotation, molecular function: protein binding. The coding region runs from base 211 to 5361 and encodes 1716 amino acids.
CUCUGUCUGACAGGAGAGGGUGUAGUCUACAUGAAACCACGACACUGAUGACGAUCAAACACCUUUAACUGGAUAUCGCAGAAUAACAGCAUUUUCGGGAGCGAGGGGAAGCAGAAGAAGACAUUGAUGAUGACAUCAUUUGUUUCUCUGGCAGAGAUCAGCGCAUCUGGAGUACUGUAGGAUGCAAAGGGUUUUCUCAGCUAAACAAAAAUGAGUGUGACGUCAUGGUUCCUGGUCAGCAGCACUGGUACUCGUCACCGUCUGCCACGGGAGAUGAUCUUUGUUGGACGAGAGGACUGUGAGCUCAUGUUGCAGUCUCGCAGUGUGGAUAAACAGCAUGCUGUUAUCAACUACAACCCUGGCACAGAUGAGCACCUGGUCAAGGAUCUGGGGAGCUUAAAUGGGACCUUUGUGAAUGACUUGAGAAUUCCAGACCAAACAUACAUCACCCUCAAACUGUCAGACAUUGUUCGUUUUGGAUAUGAUUCACACGUGUAUGUUCUGGAAAAGAGUCAACAUAAAGUCCCGGAAGAGGCACUUAAGCAUGAGAAGUACACUAGUCAGCUGCAGAUGGGCCUUAAAACCAUGGAGGGAAAGCAACAAAAUCUGCAGGAGGAGAGGUCCAAAUUAGAGCGGUCUGAACGCAAGAGUCUCACAGAGGCCCCUGUACCCCGACCCACACCAUUGUACGGCCAGCCAUCAUGGUGGGGAGAGGAGGACUCUGGGAACAGGGGAACACACAAUGAAAUGCGUAGGUCAGGUGACGGUCAUUCAGAAGUCACUAAGGAGGGCCCGACAUCUGAGGAUGAAUUCAGCGGUUCUGUUCAGGAGAUCCGUGAUGGCCAGGCCAAAUCAGCCUACCUGUUCCACAGGGAGCCCAGCUACUUUGAAAUCCCAACAAAGGAGGUCCCGACGCACCCCAAGUCCCCAGUGACAGACCUGAGCGACAUCCCAACCAAAGACACUAAUGUUCCUCUGACCUCCACUGCUCCAGUUGUCCAGAGUCAUGCUUCUUUCACCAUUGAGUUUGAUGACUGCAUGCCAGGCAAGAUUAAAAUCAAAGAUCAUGUGACUAAGUUUUCCUCUCGUCAGCGAAGCAAGCAGCAGUCACCCAGUAAACCUCUGGCAACCACACCUACAGAGGUGCUGUCAACUGAGAGCAAGGUAGCUGACUGGCUUGUGCACAGUGAUGUUAGCAUGAUGAGCAGGCGGCCACCUUGUGAGGAUGUGUACAGCACUAAGAGUGACCUGGCGAUGCAUAUUAGAACACUUAAAGGACACCAUCAUGAAGAUGGAACCCAGAGUGAUUCAGAAGACCCUGUAAUGAAAGAAAAACACAUUAAGUCUCAUCAUUCCUUGCAAUCCCAAUCAUCAGUACAGUCACACCAGUCAACUCAAUCAAAGAUAUCCAAACCAUCAGAAUCAUUUCUGUCUCAGCAGUCCAUCUCAGUGCAGAGAUCUCAUCAUCCUCAGUUAGUCUCACCAACAAAACACCCUCGAGUAGAUCAUGAGGAAACUGAGGCUCGACCUGUCCAAGAAGCUUCCUCUUCUCCCCAGACAGAGGUUAAGCCCGUUCACCCCGAGCCUCAUGCCCAACAGGCCUUCAUCAUUGAGUUCUUUGAUGAUAAUCCCCGCAAGAAGCGCUCACAGUCCUUUACCCACAACUCUGCUCAUGCUGACUCCUACUCUGCAUUGAAGGCUAAACUAGAAAGACGCAAAGGUGGAGUUCAUGGUGAAAGGCCAGCCUCUGUUCAUGGACAUAUUCCUCCAAUGCAACAGAUCACUGUUCCGCUGAAAGUUUCAGGCCCUGGAGGUCCACAGCGGUCAAGCUCACUGAAGAGGGAGAAGACAGAAGAGAGUGGAAGCAGCGCAUCCCUUUUGGGGACCUCGUCUCGCUCCACACCAACCAUCACCAUCAAGCCUUUUGGCAGUGUGGGCAAAACGUCCAAACUAGCUCAAGAAUUUGCUGCAGAGUUUCUAAAAGACACAGGAAAGACAUCCCCACCUCCCAUGUCUGCACCACCUGUAAUGAUGUCCCCAUCACACACAAAUUUACCUUCUCCACCAGAGCCAUCUAGGUCAUCAACUGUAUACUACCCGUCUUCUCCAUCCCAGCUGCCUGGAUUGUCCCAGUCUCUUCUCCCAGCAUCUUUCCCUGUCCCUUCCCAUGCACCUGGAAGGGGUCCAGUUUGUAGUGCCUCGCCAAUCUGCUCAGCUGGGUCAUCUGUGCCCCAGUUUUCUCCAUUAGGAGUCAGUGGUGUAGACACUCAGGGCUCUAGGGUGACACGAACCGAAGAGGAGGAUAGUUUGAGCGAUGCUGGUACCUACACUAUUGAGACUGAAUUACAAGAUAAGGAAGUGGAGGAUGCUAGAAGUAUGAUUGACCAGGUGUUUGGUGUGUUAGAUGCACCAGAGUACAGUGGUCAGACCCUUGAAGUUUAUAGACCUGUCAUUGAUGAUGGCAAAAAUGAGCAAGUAUUCUUUAGUCAUAGCCAUGGUGGGGCAACUGAUGUAAUAUCGACAUCAGCACAGGGCCAUGGUGGGGACCAAGUCAACUCAGUACAGGCACAUGAUGACAUAGCAGAGCCUAAAUGGGUUUCCCGCUGGGCCAGCUUAGCGGACACUUACAGUGACCCUGGAGCCACGCAAGAAUCCAUUGGCACUCCACUCCAAGGGGGAUUUACAGACAGAGAUGGCCGAGUGACAUUAAUAGUUAAUCAAAGCUUGGAAAUCUCAGAAUCUGAGGGCAGUCAAGGGACCAGGACCAGACGACUACUUCCUCAGGUCCCACCUGGAGAAAAACUGGAGAACACAUCCCCCAGUAUCUUGAUCCGGCAUGAGACAAGCUUGGAUCAUGAGCCACCAGAGAAAGGUUCCAGGGCACCACAGCAGGAAAACUGUAAUCAUAGGCUACGUGUCCAAGACGACUUAGAUCCAGACAGUCUGAGUGACACCAGCCGUUCAGAUGACAGCUCUGUAUUUGAUAGAAGUGGAAGGAGCCAAGGAAAGAGAGGAGCCACAGCACACUCGCCAUCUGAAAAUUCAAACCAUUCCAGAGGCCGAGAGAUGCCAGCACCCACUCCCAAACCCACCUCAUUUUAUAUUGGCUCUGAGUAUGGUUCAUGCAAGUCACAUACAUCCAAAAGCACCCUUCUGUCACAGCCAGAGAGAGACUACUCUCCCAAGAUUCCUCCAACCACUGUCUUGAUACAACACUUGAGUGGCCAUGAGCCUAGGCGGACAGUGAAGCCCAAUUCAUCAGCCCCAAAUCUUCAGACCCAGGACAGGGAUGUGGUGCCCACCAAAGAGACAUCCACCUCAUUUGUUCGACAAGAGAGUUUUACCAAAGAUAGGCCAAGUGAUAACAUCCAAGUCAAGAAGCUGCCACAUAUCUCCAGUCAUCCCGCUUUGAGAAGCUUGGAUGCAGGCGAAAGGGUCCGAGAUACAUCUCCCUUUCCUAAGGAAGUAGAAAGAUCUUUGGUGUCACCAGAGGACAAGUUACCUGGAUCAAGUCAACGAUCAAAAAAAGGGAGCUUUCCUGCACAAGAGGACUCUCUGUCUGGUGAAUCUGACGUUGACACCGCCAGUACUGUGAGCAUGGUCAGCAGUAAAAAUGCACCUAUCAGUGCACCUAAGAAGCGCACUACUGCAAGUGACCAACGUAAGGAGAAAUCAUCUUCCAGCUUACCUGCACAAGAUAAAGGACGACAACCUACAGCCCGUGAGCGACUAUCAGAAAAACGCAGAAAUCAUGCCGCUGCAGAAAAUACCAGUAAAGCUGAAGUAUCCCGUCGCCUCCAACUUCGUCGCAGUGCUGGUAACCGUGGUUCUUUAGAUCUUUCAGAGAAUCAGCAUGCUGAACAGGUUUGGCCUGAAACCGCUGCUUCUGACCAUGAGUCAAGUUCACGUCCAAACGGCCGCAAGAAACUCACUGCACCCCUGCAGAAGGAGGACCCCAAUAAGGUUACCAAAGUAGGCCAUCAGGUGCUGACCCGAUCCAAUAGUGUUUCAGCCCCAAGACCAACACGUGCCUCCAUGCUCCGGCGAGCCCGGCUAGGUGAGGCCUCUGACAAUGAAGGUGCAGAGACAGACCGUGGAUCUCAGAGCUCCGACCACACAAAGACUCCUACUGAAGGAAAGAAACUCUCAAGGCUGGAGAUUCUUGCCAUGCCUCGGAAACGCACUAGGUCCUUCACCGUUCCAAGUGACAACGAGUCCACCUCAAGCAAGCAUGGAAUUUCAAACCGUCCUGCAGACACCAGUAGUGGUGCGAGAAAAGGGGCUUCAGGUGAGGUGAGGCACCCUUCAAGCAAAGGGACUCCAUCCACAGGGAAGCACUCCUCCACUCGUAACCGUUCUAACCAGGUUAAACACAGUAGCACAGCUGGUUCCUACUGUAAACAAAAGGAUUCAGACUAUUCCUCUACCUCAGAGGAGGACUUUGAGAUCAACACCAACUCUAAACACAAACGCUUCCACUCCUCGGCUUCAACUCAGACACAGACACAGACACCACAGAAGGCCAUUCAAAUGAGGCUAAAAUGCAGCUCUUUGGAAACGGAAGAGGACGAGGCUCAGAAUGAACACUUUCAGAACUGGUCUACACAUAGUGCAGAGAUUGCCAGGCUGAGUCAAGACCUGGCCAAAGAUCUUGCCAUUCUUGCACGUGAAAUUCAUGAUGUAGCCGGAGAUGGUGACUCCCAGACAUCCUCAGGAAUGGGAACUAUCACUUCCCCUAGCUCCAUGCCCAAUACCCCUGCAUCCACUAUUUCAACAAGAGAAGAGAGACCAUAUGCAUCAUUACAGAGGUUCCUGUCACUUCAGCUGGUACAGCAUAUACCUGAGGCGAGUCUGAACUAUCAAAAGGUUCCUCCAGGCUCAACUAGUCCAGUAGACCAGGACUCAAAUAUGAACGACAAUGACAGUUCCAGACGGCGUCCCUGGAACCGUGAAGAGGUCAUUCUUGACAAUCUAAUGUUGAACCCGGUGUCCCAACUCUCCCAGGCUAUCAGAGAGAACACUGAGCAACUAGCAGAGAAAAUGAAAGUUAUGUUUCAUAACAAGACGGAGGUCUGGGAGGAAAUAGAGGCAAAAAUCAAUGCUGAAAAUGAUGUUCCCAUUCUUAAGACAUCCAACAAGGAAAUCUCAUCAAUUCUCCUGGAACUGAGAAGAGUCCAGAGACAACUUGAGGUGAUCAACACUAUCGUUGAACCUGGAGGAAAGAUGCCCUCUAUUGCAACGUCUCCCAGGGGAAAGACCAAAGCUGCUUCCAAGGAGUUUACCAGCCCCAGUUCCACUAAUGUCAACACAAGUGCAAAGCGAGGUCCACGUGGGCCUGAAGGGGGGCGAUAUGUAGUAUAAGCAUCAUCAACAACCGCACUUUUCUUUGGAGACUGCCAUCAUGGCAUAUUGGUAAAAGUAUUCUGAGACUAUUUGUGUUGCAAAUAUACAUCAUAUGCUUUCUGUAAGACUGCUGACACUCUGCACAGGCUAAAAUAGUCAACACUGUAUUUACAACAGUUGUAACUCGUGGCUUGCUUGAAUGAUGUGGUCCUUCAUGGCUGAGUGAAUGAGUGAAUGUUGUGUUGUGGCAGUAUUCUUGUACCAUGUCUUUUACGUUUUAAUUGUUUGAAAGCCUUUGUAGCUUUCACUCAAAGUUCAGUGUCAAUCAUUUUGUGCAUUUGGCCGCUACUAAUUUACAGCAAGAAAAAAGUGUGGACACACGUCACUUUAGCCUGUAAAAUGAUACUGAAUUAGUCAACAAGUGCAUAGCCUUUAGGUCGCCUGCUUCGCCAAAAGUGAGUUCUUUAAUGAUUGUUUUAAAUGAUGAAUGUUUUGAAAGAUUAGAAUCUAAUAUUGGUGCUUCUGAGAAUAUGGCUACUGAUGAAUUCCCACACAGAUCGUAAAAUAGGUUAAAAUUCUGUUAAAAAGUGGCAUUGAUUGUUAAGGUAGGCUAAGUGAACUAAGAAAAUUGUGAUCAGAAUCGAUUGAGCAAAUAAUUGUAUUUUUUUGCAACUACGUUACAUAGGUAUGGGGUGUUGAGUCGAUGUGUGUGAGCGGGUGCUUAGUGCUAGAACAUAAUAGUAUCAUGUGUGAUGCUGUGGAGAGUUGUUGCUGUGUGUUAGAGGUGAAAAAGAAAAACAGGUUACCCUCACUCUGCCAGAUAUAUUUUAUGAUUGUAUGCAACAAAGUGAUCUAUUUUUGAGUCUGAUUGUUGCUCUGGUUCACUUGAAGAAACAUAAAAAACAACAACUGGAUGUUACAAGUUAGCCCACUCUUGUAUGUAUUUUAGCCAUAUAGGUGUUAGUAACUCUAUGUAUUUGUGUGAAUGUUAUAAAAUUAUUAGAGGGAAGUUUAAAAACUUUUUGUAAUCGGCUCAUUGGAUCAAAAACAGUAAUGUAUCUCAAAACUGUAAUUUAGGGAGUUAUAUAAAUCAGCAACUCUUCUGUUGUUUAAAUCUUAGAUUUUAGUUUCAGGCUGGCAAGUUGUGUGAAUGUGCAGUUAACUAAUGGCACAAAUCAGACCAACAGAACAAUCGUAGUGAAAAAUACAGGGUAAGUUACAUUGAAACUAAUGCAAUGUAUAAAAUGUGCUUAAAUUACAUACAGCAUCUGCCCAUCUACACUGAAUUAUGUGGGGAAAUUACACCAUGUUAUUAUUGUAUUUUCCUGCAGUACCAUCACAACUUCUGCACUAAGAAAUGAUUGUAUAUCUGUACUUUAUGGUUUAGCAGCUUAUCAUCAGUUUGCUUUCGUUUUGGCUGGGUGUUACGAAUGGUUCGAUGUAUGAAAAUAAAAAUACAAAUGAAAGAAUUAUUUUAUAAAUAUUGCAUGCGUACCAUACGUACUGUAAGUGGGCCAAAGCUAGGAAUUGUUUACCAGCUGUGUGUUUGUCCAUAUGAAGAACAGAACUGCAGCAGUUGGUGAACAUUUACAUUUAUAACGCCUAGUAAAGAUAGCCACAAAUAUGGUGACUCAAGAUGCAAUUGUAUGUUUUGUGCUGGAGCGCUAAGCUGUCUGUAUGUAUUCCUGCAUUUAUUGUACAGUUGUCUUUGAGUCACCCUCAAUAUCAGGCCUUCAAGUUCAUUGCCAGCUUUGAACUUGUCAGCUGUAUUUAGAUGUUCUCGGAAGUGAAGCUGAAAACAAAUUCUAGUCUGAAUCAUCUAUAUUUGCAUUUAUCUCACUGGCUUUGCCCUUUAUGCCAAGACAUUUUCCUAAUUACAUGUAUCUCAUCCCAUGAGAUCCAAUCUGUAAUCUUCAUAAGCCCUGAAUUACUGAGACAGGAAAGUCACUUUCACAUCUACAGUAUAUUUCAUUUACCUGCAUUACAGGACACAUGUACCUACACUGUUAAAAACAUACGUAAAUAUCCUGCGUACAGUUGAAAAUCCAACUUCAACUGUUUUUGCUAAACACUAUAAUUUAAAUUUGUAUUCUCUACUUUUUUCUUUUAUUAUAAGCAAUGAGUAGUGUAAGUUAAUUUUGUUACUACAUUUCAAAGAAUGUCACUGAUAUCAUCUUAUGCAUCAUCGAAAGUGUAUAUGUUUUUUCAUCACAUUUGUAAUAAAUUGAUUUAAACCAUUAA